Messenger RNA from Diabrotica virgifera virgifera (western corn rootworm), 3083 nucleotides. RefSeq lists its product as uncharacterized. The record is from RefSeq and is a predicted model, not a curated record. Lineage: Eukaryota; Metazoa; Arthropoda; Insecta; Coleoptera; Chrysomelidae. Bases 209 to 3058 code for a protein of 949 amino acids. The transcript has 15 exons.
UCUAACGUAGCUUAUUAAUUCAACAAGAUUUACGCAUUAAGAGAACUUCUAUCAAUAUGUUACACUCACGAACGGCAAGGAUAUGCAUUUAGUUUGUAUGGAAUCAACAGGCAAAUUUAGCACAUCACAAUGAGUCUUAAAAACAACAAAGAAAAUGGACUAAAAAUAAAUAAAAACAACACAAGACGAAAGCCAAAUUGAAGAACAGAUGCAACCAGCUUGCUUAGGCAUUUGUGACUGUAAUUUAAGAUGUUGCGAAUGUUACAACACUGGACUUGCAAUGAUAGAAUUUGAGAGGAAGGAUAAAAGGAGAAAAGGUAUGAAAAAAGCAGAUGAAGUUGAUAAUUUUAAGAUCCAACUAGACAAAAGUCUUUAUGUUGUAUCACGAGACUACUAUAUAAAAACCUGUGAAGUUCCCUCAUAUAAAGACGCCAAAAGGACUCUUGGUAAUCUAGCUACCUUUGUGUACAAUUAUUGUGAACCGGGACUGAAACCUUACAUUCCUUCUGAACCGCAAAUGCCUUACGGAGACCUGUGGAUAUCUCCUAGUGAUCUGUUGAUACCGCAUGUUGGGUUAAAAGCUCCCUUAACUCGUAAACAUGUACAAGCUCUUACCCACGAAGGAAUAUUAGAUAUAGGCUAUAAGAUUGAGUUACAGUUCAUAAAAGAAUUAGAAGAAAGGAAACAGGAGGCUCUUGAUCAUCAAAAGGAGGAAUUGACAACUGAAUUCCAGGAAAGUAUACAUCAGAUUGUCAAAGAUGCUGAAGCCAAGGAAAGAGCAAAUUGUCAAAGGGAAUUAACGAGGAUGGCAGAGGAAUUUGAACAGAAGCUAACUGAUGAGAUUACUGUCCUGCAAGCUGACUUGGAAACGGAAUUUUCGACAUUUAGUGAAACCCAUGACGCCAAAAUAAUUUCGACGUGGGAACAUAAACUGCAUGAAGCAGUUGAAGAAACGACAAAGAAUAUUACUAAAAAAUUCCUUGAUGAACUUGCUAAACAAGAGCAGAUUCUGAUCAUGCACUUCAAAGCGCAAAUGGCAAAACUGGAAAUGCGUAGAAUCUAUGAAAGAGAGAAAAUGAGACACGAUCACAAGAAGGAACUACAGCAUGCAAAGCACCGUCUGGAAUGCAGAAACCUCGCACAUAUGAUGUUUAUUCUUUGUAUGGAAAGGAGAAAAUGUUGCGAGGAAAAAAUGGCAAUAGAAGAUUACUACAAGAAGAAAGUAGAGGGUUUAAGUACUAAGAUUGUUGAUAAAAAAACGAAUAUAAAGAAGCUCAAAAAGACGGUCCGGAAGCAAAUGAAGGAUUUACAACUCCGGGAGACUUGUGUCUUAGAAAUUCUCAAACAAUACCAGAAGUUCAUCAGUUUCGCUCUAAGGGCAGCGCCGACACAAGCAGAAUUUUUAUUGUGCAUCGAGAAGCUUAUGGCUUUCGAAUUGACAGAGUCGCAAUCAAAAUUAAAACGAAUAUCCAGUGAAGAUUCACGACUUCGCGGCAUUUUGCCAUGGCCACAAACGACACCAAGUUAUGAAACAAUUGAGGAAAAUCCCCAAAUCGUAGUAGAAGGCCAUCAUCCAAGCAUUGUGACUUCGACGUCAAAGGAAAAUAAGGAUAUGGUACUACCAGUAUUUGGAUUUCAAAAUAAUUUCUACGCACGGGAAGAUUUCCAAAAUAUGCCACGAGAUCUCAAAUCACCGACCAGAGACGACUUAUGGAGUGAAGACGUCGAAUUUGUAUUGAAAACUCUUCGGAUGAGUAUCAGUAGUGAGAAAGAAAUCGAUAAUGAUCCGUCGAGUGCGCCCAGUGAUAUGCUCAAAAAAGUUUCGAAAGGAGGCGAUCGAAGUUCAACAAUCCAGUUUAAAGUCACACAAUCUUCAAACGAAAAAUUAAUACAGGUGCCUUCAGUAGAAGAGGUUUCAAAUGCAAUAUCCGUAGAAGAAUGCGAAUCUUUAAAGGACAGAAUGGAUACGAAGAGCUCUCUUAAAUAUACAACGCCAAUUAUAAACCCUGUAGAUCAUUCCCAGGUAGGAAUGGUUGAAUCAAAUCCAUUACUAUUAGGGACACAAAGUUCUCUGGAGAUGUUAGCUAAGAAAUACAACAUCACACUUAAACAGCCUGAUAAUAUUACUACUAUUCCUGAAAUGAAAGAAGAUGUGGCAGAAGAUUGUGAUCCACAAGCGAUCGAAAAGUUUCACCGUUUCAGCGAGAAAAGCAGAGACACUUCUGUGUAUAUCAAAAGCAUGGAAUCAUUCAGGCCAAAUAAAGAAAGUUUAACACCAAAGAGAACUAGCACUGAAGAUAAAACAAAUCAAAUUGCUCCACCCAGCACAGUAAGUGGAAAAAUUCCUGUAGAAACCAGAGAUUCAUUUAUUUUACGUCAGUCGUACUUGGCUAAAGUACAACCAAGGUUUUCGUUAUCUCCAAACGACUCUAUUGAGAUUAAAAAGGACUCGUCUAGACACACACUAACCAAAAAGAAAUCCUCCAAACUGUCACUGGCCAGAGACUCUGUGGAAAUGUUGAGAGAAAGCAGGACUCUUUUAACUCAACCCACAGUCUGUCAUGUGUGUCAUAAAAGAGCAUCCAAGGAAAGAGAAAUUAUAGUCCGAAAAUGUGAUAUCUGUUGCAAAAAUAAAGACAGUGUAGAAGUUCUUAGCGGUGGCGUUAUACCAAAGAUUAUUAAAACGGAAGACAAAGAAAAUGUUGCAUCAAAGAUCAAAGUGUCUCACAUAGAAAUGAUUCCUGUAGAAGAAAAAGGUAAACAUGAAGUUCCUUUUAAAACUAAACCUCCUGCAGUCGACGAUCUAAGCUAUGAAAAAUUAAACGCUUUAUAUAAGCAAGAAGGAAGGCGUAAAAGUAAAGUUAACACCAAGAGAAAAUUUGAAGAUAAAUGCAAAAAGUUGAAAAUGUCGCCAAAGGCAAAAAUUGCUGGGGAUCUUAAAGGUAUAGAGCAUUUACAAACGGCAGAGGAAUUUACAGCAGACAGGAUGAAAUCUUUUAUAACAAUUUUAAGCAAUCAUCCGAAUCUCAUUAAAAUGUUUACAGCAUGUCAACGUUAAAAUAAAAAUACAUUAUGUGACCAAA